AUGAGCGCGCAAGAGCCCAACCCAACGAGCAGCGACAGCUGCUCCAAGAGACUUUGCGAGAGAUGCCAAGGCGCCUGCUUCGAUGACAGCCUCAACCGAGGCUCCAUUGCCCUAUCGCAAGGAUCCGAGAUGCUCAAAUUUCCCUCAAACUUGAACACAUACACCGCAGGUAAAGGCGCAAUUUUACCGUCCGAUUUCGAAUUCCACGACUGGCUACCUGAAUUGCCUCUCUUAUCCGCCUCGGCCGAAUGCUACUUUUGCUGCUUCCUCAGAUCGGCCAUCAUGGACUCUGAAAUAGGUUGCCAGUUUGAGGUGCAGGAAAUCUCCCUCAAGAUUGCUUAUGCGUGGUUGCCUCAAAACAACAACAUGCCAUUCGCUCUGUACGGGAUGUGUCUUGAGAUAUUCCGCCCUGGCUACAAGGAUGCCUUUGAAACGUUACGGUUCACUAUUGACUCACAGGAUGAACAAUGCCAAGGAUGGCUACGAGUGCAGUCAACACCAUCGCUAAAUUUUCUCACUCAAGAGAAAAUCAGCGAGAUGAGUGCUAAGCUCAACAAGUUCCCCCCAUCAACCUCGGACUUUUUUCCAACCCGCGUCAUUGACCUUGGCGCAGAUCCAGAGGGAGAAGAGCUCAAACUUGUAACGAAACAUGAGCGCCUUGACCAAUCGUACGCUGCUCUUAGCUAUUGCUGGGGCACUCCCAAAGAUGCAGAAACCCAAUUCAAGACCUUGAGGUGUAAUCUCCACGAUCGAUACCGGGGCUUCAAGCUCUCUGAAGUAUCCCCAGUGAUCAGAGACGCCGUGGUGGUAUGUCGGGCCUUUGGUGUGAGAUACCUCUGGGUCGAUGCCGUUUGCAUCAUCCAGGACGAUGCCUACGAUUGGGAACAAGAGUCUGCCCUUAUGGCUAUGCUCUUCAAGGAUGCUUACUUUGUCAUCGCCGCACCCGCAUCUGACUCGUGCAACGAGGGCUUCCUCUCCUUGACCAAGCCUUUCAUCCACCUACCAUUCCAUUCAAAGCUCAAACCAGGAAUUCAUGGAUCAUACCGCCUCGUACAGGUGCCACAUCCGGACAAGUUUGGUAACCCGGCCAUUUUCUACAAACUUGCAGUCGAAGAUUUCUUGUCAUCGAGGUGGAGGACCAGAGGCUGGGUUUACCAAGAAAGGGUGGUAGGGCAAAGGAUUCUUCUCUUUGGACGCAUAGGCCUCUCGGCUCAAUUCCAUAAAGACGAUAGCACCACCGUCUUCGCACAUUCAGCACAAAGAUACUUAAACUACGUUGGAUGGUUUCGAAUAAUGACGGGCUUUUCAGGCACUCGGUUAACACGUCAAACAGACCGGCUCCCGGCUAUUUCUGGUUUGGCCAAACUAUACCAAGAUGUGCUGCACGAUGAAUACCUGGCGGGAUUGUGGAGAAAUGAUCUUUGUCGAGGUCUUUUCUGGCAGGCCGAAUUCCCACAUCCCCACCGUCAGGAUCUCAUUACUUCCUUGGAGUCGCCAGAUCCAUACAUUGCGCCCUCAUGGAGCUGGGCCAGAGACAGUCGCUCUGUAUGUGUUUAUGGAAGCCAGAUUUUUGAUCUUUGGCAAGAAUUGGAAGUGCUGCAGCAAGAAUUUACACUCUUUGAUGCCAAGAUGGAUCUAGUUGGAUCCAAUCCGUAUGGCCGGCUAAGAAGUGGCAAGCUCACUUUGCGAUCAAAAGCUUCAGAGGUUCCAUCUGGUUGGGACUUUGUGCGGAAAUUUGACCAUCUCGAUAAUAAGGAGAGAAUUCAUUUGCGGCCUGACUGGAAAUGGUUCAAGGAGGGAGGAGCAGAUGCUGGAGGGCUCACCUUGUUUCUUCUCGGAAGUUGCAUCGUGAAAAGGCCACAGCCUUGCUAUUGCCACGAGCUCAGCGCUAACGAGGAUAGCCCAAGCGACGAAACACUUGGCAAUACAAAUGCCAAGGAAGAACAAGCGUUGGAUCUAGGCGAUUCGGAUCAGGUUGAGGAAGACGAUCAACGGCUGUGCUUAAAUUGCAAGAAGCAACUCGUUGUGUACGGGCUCUUGUUACAUCCCGCCAAAGAACCGGGCAGGUUCUUUCGGAUAGGCAUCUUUGUUUCAGAUCCCAAAACUCAUGUUCUCGGGGGCAUGAACCUUUGUCAGGACUGGGAGAGCAGAACAAUUGAGCUUAUCUGA
Fusarium vanettenii 77-13-4 is the source of this 2169-nucleotide messenger RNA. RefSeq lists its product as uncharacterized. The transcript is spliced from 3 exons. Bases 1 to 2169 code for a protein of 722 amino acids. Lineage: Eukaryota; Fungi; Ascomycota; Sordariomycetes; Hypocreales; Nectriaceae. The record is from RefSeq and is a predicted model, not a curated record.